CUCAUUUGAUCAACAUCGCUGCAGUCGCGCUGUGAGCUGCGCAUGCGCGGAGAAACGCCGCUCGGUGUUGGAAUCGUUAACGGAGAACCAGGAGAAGCAAGAUCAGACAUCCCAGCUCGGUUACACCGGGAGCAGAUAAGAGCAGGACGGAAGGACGACACGCCCGUUUUGAGACUGAUGAACCUCCAUUCAGAAGUUGCUGGACUUUCAUGAACAUUCCAGCAUCUGUGCUGCAUUCAAGCUCUGAUAAAAAGGAGAAAAGCGAAGAGGAGAGAGAGUGGUGGAUGUUUUUGUGGAAACUGCGGCCCUAAAAGCGGUCUUCCAUGCUCAUGAUGGACAGGUUAAGAGACUGUGGUACAGUGCUGCUGGUGCUCUUCCUGGGUCAUGUGCUUACAGCGUUGGAGGUCCCGCUUGACCCUAAAGUUCUGGAAGGAUUGCCGCAGCCACCAACCAUAACCCACCAGUCUCCUAAAGAUUACAUUGUCGAUCCUCGGGAAAACAUUGUCAUCCACUGUGAUGCUAAAGGAAAACCCCACCCAAGCUUCUCCUGGACCAAGAACGGCAUACAUUUUGAUAUUGAAAAGGACCCUACAGUGACAAUGAAGCCUCAUUCAGGGACACUGGUGAUUGACAUCAGUGAAGGAGAGCGGGCCGAGGAUUAUGAGGGGAUCUACCAGUGCACUGCACGCAACGAGCAUGGGACAGCCGUCUCAAACAACAUUGUCAUCCGCCAGUCCAAAUCGCCUCUGUGGUCAAAGGAAAGAAUCAAACCAAUCAUCAUCCAGGAAGGCAGAUCUCUAAUUCUGGAGUGCAGACCUCCUGCUGGACUUCCUCCUCCAAUCGUCUUCUGGAUGGAUAACAAUUUCCAGAGGCUUCCACAGAGCGAUCGUGUCUCUCAGGGCCUGAACGGUGACCUCUACUUCUCCAACGUGAUCACGGAAGAUUCCAGAAAUGACUACAUUUGUUACGCACGCUUCCCCCACACACAGACCAUUCAGCAAAAGCAGCCCAUCAGCGUCCGUGUCCUCAACAUGGAUGCAAUCAAUGAGACAAUGGCAGCUUAUUUGAAUGAGACUGAUUUGUUUGGUGGUGAUGCACUAGAAGAGAUACAACCUUCAUUUCUGGUCCCGAGUGGUUCUACAAGCUCAAAGAUGGUUCUCAGAGGAGAGGAUUUAGAGCUGGAGUGUAUUGCUGCAGGACUCCCAACUCCAGAAAUUUCUUGGAGCAAGGUAAAUGGUGAGCUUUCCACUGCAAGAACCAGCUUUCUAAACUUUCAGAAAAUGCUCAGGAUCACAGAGGUCACUGAGAUAGAUGCUGGGGAUUACCGUUGCACUGCAAAGAACCACCUGGGCUCUGUCCAGCACACUAUCCAAGUAACUGUGAAAACUGCUCCGUACUGGAUCAGUUCGCCACGUAAUCUGAUUUUGGCUCCGAAUGAGAAUGGAGCCUUAACCUGCCGAGCAAGAGGGGAACCCAAACCCACCAUCACCUGGUCCAUGAAUGGAGUACCCAUUGAGAAUGCUCCUGUAGACCCAAGCAGGAAGGUGGAGAACGAUACUAUUAUUUUCACUGGUGUUCAGACUGGCUCCAGCGCUGUAUACCAGUGUAACGUCUCUAAUGAAUAUGGGUAUCUGCUUGCCAAUGCCUUCGUCAACGUACUGGCUGAGCCUCCCAGAGUACUCACUCCGAAUAAUAAAGUCUACCAGGUCAUCAUGAACAAACCUGCUCUUCUGGACUGUGCAUCCUUUGGCUCUCCUAUUCCCAGAGUAGGAUGGUUUAAGGACACUUCCAGUGCUUUGAUGGGGGACCCAUAUCUGAUUCAUGAAAAUGGAACUCUGGAGAUCCCUGUGGCACAGAAACCAAACGGUGGCAAAUACUCCUGCGUUGCCACAAACUCCCUUGGCACCGCAGAGAAUCACGUAUAUCUGGAGGUCAAAGAGCCCACGCGGAUCGUGAAGCAGCCUAAUUACAAAGUCGUCCAGAGGAACCAAGACGUGGUCUUUGAGUGUACAGUAAAGCAUGACCCAUCUCUCAUUCCCACCAUAAUCUGGCUCAAAGACAAUGGAGAGCUCCCUGAUGAUAGCAGAUUUAUCAUGGGCUCAGACAGCCUUACAAUCCAGGAAGUGACAGAGAAUGAUGAAGGGACGUACACCUGUAUUAUGAACACCACUUUAGACCAAGACUCGGCCAGUGCUGACCUCACUGUUGUCGAGGCUACCCUGAAACCAGGGGUUGUUUACGAACAACCAGAUCCUCCUGCAGACCUGGAGUUAACAGAUCCAGGUGCACGGAGCGUCCAGCUCACCUGGAUCCCUGGUGCCGAGCACAACAGUCCUAUCAAGAAGUUUCUUAUACAGUAUGAAGAUUCUCUUCAUGACAGUGGCACUUGGUAUAACAUGACAGAAGUGCCUGGCACUAAGACCACAGCACACCUCAAGCUAUCCCCCUAUGUGCACUACAGAUUCCGAGUCCUGGCUCUCAAUGAUGUUGGCUAUAGCCAGCCAAGCCAGCCUUCCCACUUGUACAAAACAAACCCUGCAGCUCCUGAUGAGAAUCCCAGUGAAGUCAAUGCCAUGGGGACAGAGCGUAAUAAUUUAGUCAUAUCAUGGAAGCCAUUGACAGGUCUUCAGUCAAAUGGUCCUGACUUGCAGUACAAAGUUAUGUGGAGACAGAAGGAUUUAGAAAACGACUGGUCCAGUGAUGUCGUAAAUAAUGUUUCUAGGUUUGUGGUAUCUGGGACACCCACGUUCAUGCCAUAUGAGGUGAAAGUUCAAGCAUUAAAUAAGUAUGGCAAUGGACCAGAACCAAGAGCCGUCACUGGUUUCUCAGGAGAGGACUUACCAGAUGCAGCUCCGGAAAAUGUGCGUGUUGAGGUGAAGAACAGCACUCUGGCAGAUGUCCACUGGAAGCCAGUACCGGCAAAAUCAGUGCGUGGAAGACUGCAAGGCUACAGGGUGUAUUAUUGGAAAGUAAGAAGCCUGCACAAUCACAAUACCCAUGUUCACUCCCACCACACGGAGCAGCAAACACUGACCCUUACCGGGAACAGGAGCCAUGGCAAGCUUCCUGGCCUGCAGCCACACAGCGUCUAUACACUUAACAUCAGGGUUUUUAAUGGGCGGGGAGAAGGGCCUGCUAGUGCCAACCAACAGUUUGAAACUCCUGAGGGAGUUCCGGGUAUACCAGCAUCCCUUAAGGUCAUUGGCAGUAAUGUAGAUUCCCUGACUCUUCAGUGGGAGCCACCCCAUGAGCGAAAUGGACGUCUCACAGGAUACACCCUUAAAUAUCAGCCAGUUAAUAACUCCAAUGAACUUGGCCAGUUGGAAGAAUUAACUGUGAAUGCCAACGAGACCACUAUCACACUGCCCAACCUCAAGUACAGCACACACUACAAGUUUGAUUUCAGUGCCAAAACGCAAACAGGAUCAGGCCCAAGCAUUAUUGCGGAGUUUGCAACAAUAACAGGGAUUCCAGCUUCUCCCCACCCAGUCUCCCCAACCUCCCAGUCUCUACACCCCCCUCUUCACAAGGCUCAUCCUGUCCCUCCAUUGUUUGGGAACGUUAGCUCGUCUGUGGGCGAGGAUGGAGCGCUAAUCAGUUGGGAGUACUGGGGACCAGAAAAACACAUUUAUGUUGAAUAUAUUGUAGUGAACAGCGAUGAAGACUGGCAAAAAGAGAUGGUAAAUGGAUCAAAGUCCCAUGUGCUUAAGGGUUUAAAAGAAGGGCUGGCAUACAAAGUGCGUGUGGUGGCUCAAAGCCACACCGACCAAACAAUCCAUCGUUCUGAGGAGCUGGUUGUUACGGUACCAGCUAUGGCCAGUAGGCAGGUAGACAUCGCUACUCAGGGCUGGUUUAUUGGCCUCAUGUGUGCCAUUGCCCUGCUUAUUCUGGUUCUCCUUAUUGCCUGCUUCAUUAGAAGAAACAAAGGCGGAAAAUAUCCAGUGAAAGAGAAGGAGGACGCACACACUGACCCCGAGGUCCAGCCAAUGAAGGAUGAUGAUAUUAUUUUUGGAGAGUACAGUGACAAUGAGGACCAUAAACCAUUAAAAGGAAGCCGCACGCCGUCCAGUGGCACCGUAAAGAGAGACGAAAGUGACGACAGUUUAGUUGACUACGGGGAAGGUGGAGAUGUACAGUUCAACGAGGACGGCUCUUUUAUUGGCCAGUAUAGUGGAAAGACAGAAAGGGACACCGUGCAGGGUCACGAGAGCUCAGAGGCCCCCUCACCUGUAAACGCCAUGAACUCUUUUGUUUAAGCACAGGGUGAACGUAGGACUUUGGAUUUUCAGCAUGAUUACAGAUCUAAAUAGUUCCCUGUUUACAUGAAAUGAAGGAAAAAAAAUAGGGAGUGUAUUAAGUUUUAUGAGGAAUAAAUCAAUUUGUCUGGAGAGAUUCAUGUCGAGCAGGGUGACUCAAACAGGAUCCACUUUAUUAAGCCUGGCAUGAUGAUUGGAAUACAGAUGUGGCAAUUCUACAACUUCAUCACUGUUGCAUUCACUAUUAAGACUGAUUUCAGUUACACAUUUACAUUUCAGCUAACAUUAAGUGACCUUUUGGUUACUCCUAAAAACUCAGUAUGUCAGUGCUGCAUGCAUAAUAUGCUACUGUUACUCAUAACAUAUGGUUGCAACUAAAGAGACCUAGAGUAUGUGAAAGACGUAGCUAAUUUAUGAGGAUUCUGUGGUGCUUUUUUGAAAUAAUGGGUAUGCCUUGACUGUGUUUUGAGUAUUAUAUGAGAAUUGUACAGAGAAAACGAACCGGUGGAGACACUGGAUUUAAGGCACUGCUAUAAGAUAUUUGAUCACAUGUAUACUUAUUAUAAUUCCAUGUCUUUUUUUCGCAAGAAUGAAAGUGUGUGUAAAUAGCUGUAGAAAGAAAAAGCCUUUAUCCUGUAUAAUAGAUGGAAUGUGUGCAGAAACCUU
This is a messenger RNA of Clarias gariepinus (North African catfish), 4922 nucleotides long. It is a transcript of the gene nrcama, whose product is annotated as neuronal cell adhesion molecule a. The coding region runs from base 324 to 4256 and encodes 1310 amino acids. NCBI's taxonomy places the organism in Eukaryota, Metazoa, Chordata, Actinopteri, Siluriformes, Clariidae. The record is from RefSeq and is a predicted model, not a curated record. The transcript is spliced from 33 exons. Gene Ontology annotation, biological process: brain development; cell-cell adhesion. Gene Ontology annotation, molecular function: cell-cell adhesion mediator activity.